AUGACUGAGUACGUCAAGGUCGAGAAGAUCAUCCCCAAGUUCCCGCCGCCGGCGUUCAGCGACAUCGCCAAGGCCUCCAACGACCUCAUCAACAAGGACUUCUACCACACUGCCGCAGCUGCCCUUGAGGUCAAGCUCAAGGCCCCCAACGGUGUCAACUUCACCGCCAAGGGAACCUCUGCCCACGAUGGCCCCGUCACUUCCUCGCUCGAGGGCAAGAAGUCGCUUUCCAACGGCAUCAGCAUCACCCAGUCAUGGAACACUGCCAACAUGCUGGCCACCAAGGUCGAGCUCAACGAUACCUUUGCCAGCGGCUUGAAGACUGAGAUUCUCUCCAACUUCAACCCCGCUGCUGGCAACAAGGGCCAGAAGGUCAACCUGCACUUCAAGCAGCCUGCCUUCCACGGCCGCGCUUUCGUCGACUACUCGGCUGCUGGCGCCAUUGGCACCACCGCUGAUGCUGUCGUCAGCCACGAGGGCAUGGUCGUUGGUGGUGAAGUUGGUUACGAUGUGCAGAAGGCUGCCAUCACCAAGUACUCCGCCGCUGUCGGAUACACCACCCCUCUCUACAACGCUGCCGUGACUGCCACCAACUCCCUGAGUGUUUUCACCGCCUCGUACUACCAGCGCGUCAACCCCGCUGUCGAGGCUGGUGCCCGCGCUGUCUGGGACUCAAAGUCCGGCAACAACGUCGGUCUUGAGCUCGCUGCCAAGUACAAGCUUGACCCUGCGUCUUUCGCUAAGGCCAAGAUCAACAACCUCGGCAUUGCUUCCCUCGCCUACAACACCAAGGUCAACAGCGGUCUGACCUUCGGUAUUGGUGGCUCUUUCGAUACCCAGAAGCUGAACGAGGCCGGCCACAAGCUCGGCACCAGCUUCACCUUCGAGGGUUAA
This is a messenger RNA of Alternaria ventricosa, 894 nucleotides long. RefSeq lists its product as uncharacterized. Gene Ontology annotation, molecular function: voltage-gated monoatomic anion channel activity. The transcript is spliced from 6 exons. Lineage: Eukaryota; Fungi; Ascomycota; Dothideomycetes; Pleosporales; Pleosporaceae. Bases 1 to 894 code for a protein of 297 amino acids. Gene Ontology annotation, cellular component: mitochondrial outer membrane. Gene Ontology annotation, biological process: monoatomic anion transmembrane transport. The record is from RefSeq and is a predicted model, not a curated record.